UCUUCUGUUGUGUGGUGUAUGUAAGAGGAUAAUGAAAGGUUAAAAACCGAAGGUAAAAGUCGCCGCCAUCUUGAUUAGAGUGGAUAUCACACGAUCAGAGGAGGAUAUUAUUUCUCUUUUUCUUGUGUUGAGCAGAGUUCCCGAGACUUGCAGAUUCCAGCAUAACCUAGCUCAACCAACAUAGGUGACCAAACAUGGCUGAGGAUCCGACCAGGACGACUGUGAAUCAAACGAAGGAUUUAGAGGAGACAUUACUUCGCACAAAAAGACUGCUUGUUUACAAUCACCGCUUUUAUCAGAGAUACGACUGGCAUGGACAAGGAGUCAUGAGAUCUGGACAGGAGACCUGUUUGAGGGGUGAUGCUGGACUAGAGGUUCAAGUACAGGAAUGGAUGAGCGUCGAUGAGGAGACUCGUAUUGCAUUAAUGGAUGAUCUGGAGAUGCCCUUGGAAAACAUCAUCACCAUUCUGGCUCAACUUUGCCCAGAAGUGAAGCAUAUCGGCAUUGACAGCGACGACUUAAUCGUACAUCAAGAUAGAUCCAAUUUCAAGCCGAUGAGGUCGGCCCUCACCGUUUGCUUGGAGUACCAUGAUGGUGAUUCGCUUGAAGAUGCACUGCUAGCUAUUGGUGAUUGUUUCCCAAAUGCAGAGAGGCUAGAUCUGCGAUGUGAAGAUGUAGAUUUCCCACCCACCGGUGAGCAAGACAAUGACAUCACUCCGUUGUCUUCUUUGAGAGAGUGUAGAAUAAGAGUCUGGAAGACAUAUCAUCUCGACAGGUUCCUCUUUUUCCUUAGUUCUUUCUGUCCGGAUAUUGUAUCACUCGUUUUAUCUACGCCUAGACGUUUGAUAUCUCGCAAGUCAACUAAAGACAUUUCAUCGUGCAAAUUUCCUCAUCUGACCAACAUUCGCCUUGAACCCUUUGCAGAUUAUGAUUUCUACACACUUGAAUCAUUAACGAAUGUACUGCACGCAGGUGAUGUGAUGAGUCCACUCUUUAACUCUGUUGAAGCCAAAAAGGUGCAGCUUGGAGAUGUAGAACUGACCACCGUUAAAUGGUACCGUACAUCUUCAGCUUGUGAGCUGCAACUUGAAGGGGCGAGUGGAGUCGUACCUAUGGCCGAUAUGAUGCAUCUAUUGUUCAAUGAAUUCAAAGGAAUUACCGUCCUGACAUUUGACAGGUGUGAUCUUGAUUUGUCUUCAUCUGAAGCACGUUCGCUUCGCGCUGGAUGCACGUCUCUUCGGGAAAUCAAGUUUGUAAAUAUGGAACACCGGCUGUCGCAAUCGGACACAGACACGCUUUCGGAGACGUUUCCCAGUGUCAAGAUCACAACAAAGCAUGAAAGUCAGGACUUAUUAGCAGGAUCUAAGCAGGGUACAAGGGUGUCUUCCGAGUUGAAGGAAAUGACCUUUGCUCCAUCAACAUCUGCGCAGGCUGAAGAAGACCUUGUAGGUGCAGCUGAAGUGGUCAAAGUUCAAGAACAGACCGACGUCCAGAUCCCUGAAGUGGGAGGAAAAAAGGGUUGUGGAAGGAGAGGAAUGUGACAUAGCACAGGAAAGCCUGUCCCAUGCAACAGGAAAAGAAGAUUUACCACGAGGAAGUACCAAAGCAAUCAAACUGGAAUGUAUUCAGAGAGUAGGAAGUGAAGGUGGCAAACUUCAG
This is a messenger RNA of Lytechinus variegatus (green sea urchin), 1659 nucleotides long. RefSeq lists its product as uncharacterized. The record is from RefSeq and is a predicted model, not a curated record. The coding region runs from base 195 to 1541 and encodes 448 amino acids. Lineage: Eukaryota; Metazoa; Echinodermata; Echinoidea; Temnopleuroida; Toxopneustidae. The transcript is spliced from 6 exons.